Molecule: messenger RNA, 1056 nt
Organism: Merops nubicus (carmine bee-eater)
Lineage: Eukaryota; Metazoa; Chordata; Aves; Coraciiformes; Meropidae
Product: galanin receptor type 1-like
Exons: 3
Biological process (GO): neuropeptide signaling pathway
Cellular component (GO): membrane
Molecular function (GO): G protein-coupled peptide receptor activity
Source: RefSeq, a predicted model, not a curated record
AUGGAGGAGCAGGAAAACAACUUUGUGCUUUCCCUUGGAGACAAAACCAGCAAGUGCAGCCUUGAGACUAACUAAACGGGGACCCCAACAUGCUGGUCAGAAGCCACUAGGGGUGGCCCGGAGGUAGUGAUUGUACCAGAGCUUUUUGGGUUGAUUUUCCUUCUGGGAAUGGUAGGAAAUGUGUUGGUGUUGGUUGUUUUGGGGCGCCUCCAGCCUGGAGGAUGCCCAUCACACAGCACUACCAACAUCUUCAUCCUCAACUUGAGCAUUGCAGACUUCUCCUUUCUGCUCUUCUGUGUCCCCUUCCAGGCCACCAUCUACUCGCUGCCAGAGUGGAUAUUUGGUGCCUUCUUUUGCAAAUGGGUUCAUUACUUGGCCAUGGCAACAAUGCUGGUCAGCAUCUUCACUCUGGUGGCUAUGUCUGUGGACAGAUACAUUGCUGUGGUCCAUGCCAAGCGUUCACCCUGCUUCCGCAGCAAGCGCAAUGCUGCCCUCGGAGUGGGGGUCAUUUGGCUGCUGUUUCUUCUCAUUGCCAUCCCCGUGGCCCAGCACCAGGCCUUCAUGAGUGGUCAUCAGCAAGCACCCAACAGCUCCUUCUGCUGGGAGCACUGGGCAGAUGAUUCGACAGGAAAGCAGAUGUACAAGAUUACCAUCCUGCUGGUGGGAUACCUCCUGCCCCUGAUGCUCAUCACCUGCUGCUAUGCCAAGAGGGAAGCUACUGGAAAAAUCUUCCUCCUCAGACAGCACAGACUGCUUCUCAUGGUUGCCAUGUUCUUGCUCUCCUGGCUGCCACACCAUAUCAUCACGAUGUGGGCAGAGUUUGGGCAGUUUCCCCUGCACAACAUCUCCUUCACCUUCCGCAUCAUCUCUCUCUGCUUAGCCUACGGGAACUCUUGCAUCAACCCCAUCAUUUAUGCUUUCCUCUCCAAAAACUUCCGCAAGGCCUGUCGGCAAGUCUGCACCUGCAAGUUCUCCCUGCAGCCAGUUCCCACUGAGAAACUGCUCAACAUAUGCAUGGAGAUCUUCUCUACCAUGCACUCGACCACUAACCUGUAA